Acanthochromis polyacanthus (spiny chromis) is the source of this 3817-nucleotide messenger RNA. It is a transcript of the gene atad1a, whose product is annotated as ATPase family AAA domain containing 1a. Gene Ontology annotation, molecular function: ATP hydrolysis activity; ATP binding. NCBI's taxonomy places the organism in Eukaryota, Metazoa, Chordata, Actinopteri, Pomacentridae. Gene Ontology annotation, cellular component: mitochondrial outer membrane. Bases 163 to 1314 code for a protein of 383 amino acids. The transcript has 10 exons. The record is from RefSeq and is a predicted model, not a curated record.
UGUGAAAGCUCUGCCAUCCAGUGGCUGACUGUGUGAAACAUGCCUUGGGGAACUAAGGCGUUUGUUCCUACCCGAGUCACAAAACGUGUGGCACCUGCAAUGUAUGUUCGUUUCUUUGCCCCGGUUGCCGUUUUACCAAUGGACUGACACCAGCCAGCAGACAUGCUGCUGAAAGAUCUUCCCAGAGAGGCCCUGAUGCGGCCGCUGUCCAGGAAUGAGGUGGUUGGCAUGCUGGUGAGGUUGACCAUCUUUGGUGCAGCCACGUAUUACAGCAUCAAAUGGGUGGUGGAAGCGAUGGAUCCUACCUCCAAACAGAAAAGCCAAGCCAAGAAGAGGGCAGAACAGCUGAUGAAGAGGAUUGGUGUCGAGGGGGUCAAGCUAACAGAGUAUGAGAUGAACAUUGCAUCGCAACUAGUUGAUCCGCAAUCUAUGAGGGUGUCCUGGAGAGAUAUAGCAGGUCUGGAUGAGGUUAUCAAUGAGCUGCAAGACACAGUCAUCCUGCCCUUUCAGAAAAGACACCUGUUAGCUGGAUCCAGACUCUUUCAGCCUCCUAAAGGUGUAUUAUUGUUCGGUCCUCCGGGAUGUGGGAAAACCAUGAUUGCCAAGGCAACAGCCAAAGCCUCAGGAUGCAAGUUUAUCAACCUCCAGGCCUCCACGCUGACAGACAUGUGGUACGGCGAAUCACAGAAGCUGACUGCUGCAGUCUUCUCAUUAGCUGUCAAAAUUCAGCCCUGCAUCAUCUUCAUUGAUGAGAUUGAGUCAUUUCUGAGGAAUCGCUCCAGCCUGGACCACGAGGCCACGGCCAUGAUGAAGGCCCAGUUCAUGAGCCUGUGGGACGGCCUGGACACCUCCUCAACCACUCAGGUGAUGGUGAUGGGAGCCACAAACAGGCCACAUGAUGUGGAUCCAGCCAUUCUGCGCCGGAUGCCCACUACUUUUCACGUUAGCCUGCCUAACAUAAAGCAGAGACAAGACAUCCUGAGGCUGAUUCUAGCAGGAGAAAACCUGAGCAACGCCAUUAACCUGAAGGAGAUCGCAGAGAAGACGGACGGCUACUCCGGCAGCGACCUCCGGGAGCUGUGUCGCGAUGCUGCCAUGUACCGAGUCCGGGACUACGUCCGCAAGGAGCAGAUGAGGCUGAUCGCUCAGCAGCUUCAGGACUGCCAGGAGGAGGAGGAAGAAAAACCUGUCGAUGAGGAGCGCUUGCGGCCAGUCACCCAGCUUGACCUCCUCUUUGGCCUGGACAAGAUGAAGGAAUCUAAGCGGGCCACAGCCUUCAUGUUACCCGGCGUGUCAGAGGUUCCUCUGGACUGAAUGCCAUCCAAGCACCACCGAGGGGAAGUGUUUUCUCCUCGCCUUUGUCCACAGAGUGUUUCAGCUCACCUAGCAGAGACGCCGCCAAAAUGUCAGAGGUGCAGUUGGAAAUGCCAGCAGACAGCCAUACUUUUUUAAACUUUGUUUACCCAGGCAGGGGGUUCUUCAGAGCAUGCUCAUUCCAGCACAGACCCACCACAUGUGUACAGUUACAUUUCGAAAUCUACCCUUCCUGCAUACUGUCCGCUGACCUGCUCCACUGGAAAACAGUCAGUGUCUUGCUCAAAGGCACUGUGACGGUUUGUCUAGAGAAGUACAAAGCAGUUAUCCUAAACCUUCUCACUCUGCAUAAAGCCAGUCCAUCACUGACUUACACAUGAUUAUAACCUAUUGGGACUCCAGACUCACCAGUGUAGUCAUUUUCUUUGCUGAUUGAUUUCCAAAUCAGCUUUCACUCCAGUUCAGGUGUGUUUUAUGGAUUAAAAACACCUAAAUAACUUGAUAAAUAAAUAACAUAAUGUUAUUCAGGCACUAUGGAAGAAGUGGUUCAGCUCAUCCUGGUGCUUUUAGGUCACGCUACACACUUUGCAAGCAACGUGGUAGAAUAAAAAGAAAUGGCUCAUAAUUUUUAGUUUCAGGAAUGUCAUAAUCUAAUGAAAAAACAGACAUUGUGUAUGUUUUACUCUCUUCAAAUGUCAGUUUUAAGCUUAAAUAUUGAAAGUGAACACCUCUUCCAUUUUCAGCCCUUGUCUUCUUCCCCUGAAUCUGCUUGAAUUGAACCUGAAGUGACGGUUGCUCCCAUCUGUCAGACGUAUUGAUACUGCUUGGACUUUUAGAAACUGUUUAAUUUCAUCACUAUUUGUGUUCCAUGUUUGAGCUACUUUUUUUUUUUUUUAAUUUGUUUGGUUGCAUUUUUGCUUUUUAAAUUACGUACAGGAUAUGUUGAGGAUAUGUGAUACUCAUGUAGAGCUUCAGCUCCCAAGGAGCAUUAGUUCAGAAUAUUUCUUCUGAAAUUACAGUAACACGUAACAGUUAAAUGUGUGUUUUUUGUCAUGAAAUCAACACUGAUAUAGAUGCCAUAAAAUCACAAUACAUAUAUGACAGAUAAGAGCAAGAGAGGGAGGUAACAUUAGCUAAGGUCGUAUCGGCGCCUGUCAUUCUGAUGGAAAUUUGUGAGACUGGAGUCAUUGUGACAGGAUUGUUUUAGUUAAAAUAAGUCACAAUAUGAGUUCACAUUGAAUAUUAAAGCUUCAAUAGCGAUGCACCCUGUAAGCAUUUAUUUCCCACAGUUGUUCAUAUGUCCAAGUACAGAAAGAGGGUCACUACUUAAACACUUGAAUGGAAACUAUAGCUGUAGUGAUACGAGCCUGUGGCAGCAAUAAACAGACGGUAACAUUCUGUUAUCUCAAUAAUCGUUAUUCUACUACUAAGUGGCUGUAAAAAUAUACUAUUGCCUCACUAAUCAGCGUUUGUUGUUAGCGUUAUUGUUAGUACGACUGUGCUGCUGUGUGCAGUGUAUAGCACUGAAGCAAAAUCUUGGGUUAGAUUUAAGGCCAAGACUUUGAAUGCAGCUAAAGAUGAUUAAUUGUCUUCAGUGUAUUUUGACGCACAAGAAAAAAGCAAGACCUGUUUUUGUUUUUUGUUUUAUUCACGAAGACAAUAGCUGAUCCUUCCUCGUCUUAAAAUCUCGCCUGUGUUUGUCACCAAUUAUUUUUUUAAUGUCAUUUAUCAGGUCUUUCUCAUUAUCAGGGACACCACAUUGUUUUGUUUUGUUUUUGUAAUGGACUUUUCAUGUCAUCUAAAGACUGACAUCAGAUGCUGCAAAACAUAUCAGGGUUUUCUCUGUCUCGUAAUUGUCAUUUUAAGAAGAGAAUGACUUUCAGACCCUGACGCUUUCGAUCAGUUCUCAGUCAGGCAUAUAUCUCCGCCUCUCCCUUGUAUUAAAAGCCACUUUAUUUGCCGUAUGGUCGCAGCAUGUGUUCAUAGAUCUGCUGGUAGGUCUCAUGCAGACCUUUCUCCCACGCAACCUGAACAAGACAAAGCCUGUUUGUAUUCCAGACAUGACCACAUGGUGGCACUGUAGCCUCACUGUCCUGUUACUGACGCAGUUGUUACCGACUGCUUUUCUUUAGAGCACUUUUAUAGCAUUAUGGUGAGACAAUGAAAUAGAGAAACCUGCAUACUGGGUUGUUUCUCCCUUAUUGGUUUAUCCGGUGAUAUUUAGACAUCUGUUGCUCUUCAUUGGAGUACCUCAGGUGACAGUUAAAGGUCAAAAUGUUGCCAUGUAAACCAAUAAUUGUGUCACUGUUGCUUGCAGGUCUUGCAUAAGACCAGUUUAAAUGCUUCUCCUUGCAAUCCCACCUAAGAUCCAUCUAAAUCCUUCAUCAGUUAUGGGUCAGACACUCAUUUAAGCAAUACACAGUGCCACCAUGUUACUAUAAUUAUACUGUCAACUGUAUGUGUGUGCUGAAUGUCAAAUAUUAAACGUGUACUGUAAAGUGUA